AUGAGAUCAUUCUACGCCACAAUUGCCUUUUUCGCAUCAACAAUCACUGCACUACAAGCGGAACAAACACAGCCGGCAUCGUACUGCCCUCCUCGGCCUGCAACGGCCGAAGAGCAGAGAGCCAUCUUCGAGCAGGCAGUUCAGACCAUUAUCGUCGACCAACAAUACACCGAGGGUGUCCCGAGACAUUAUGAUGAGGGCUACAUCCAACACGACCCCUUCCUGCUUUCCGGCAGGCAGAACGUCCUCGACUACCUCGCCAACUUUGAUCCCGACUCUGUCAACUUCACCGUCAUCAACAAGGGAAUCGACAACAACCGUGCUUGGAUCUUUCAGCGCGUCGAGCAGGUCGGCAGUGGGCCACUUGGGUGGGUGGAUCUAUGGAGGAUGAACGGCACUUGCAUCGUUGAGCAUUGGGGAGUCAGCAUGCCAAAGCCGGCCGACGCUAUCAACCCCCUGCCAUUGUGGUAG
This is a messenger RNA of Colletotrichum siamense, 471 nucleotides long. RefSeq lists its product as uncharacterized. The transcript has a single exon. The coding region runs from base 1 to 471 and encodes 156 amino acids. The record is from RefSeq and is a predicted model, not a curated record. NCBI's taxonomy places the organism in Eukaryota, Fungi, Ascomycota, Sordariomycetes, Glomerellales, Glomerellaceae.